Molecule: messenger RNA, 868 nt
Organism: Gracilinanus agilis (Agile Gracile Mouse Opossum)
Lineage: Eukaryota; Metazoa; Chordata; Mammalia; Didelphimorphia; Didelphidae
Gene: HOXC8
Product: homeobox C8
Exons: 2
Coding region: 1-729 (242 amino acids)
Biological process (GO): regulation of transcription by RNA polymerase II
Cellular component (GO): nucleus
Molecular function (GO): DNA-binding transcription factor activity, RNA polymerase II-specific; RNA polymerase II transcription regulatory region sequence-specific DNA binding
Source: RefSeq, a predicted model, not a curated record
AUGAGCUCCUACUUUGUCAACCCCCUGUUCUCCAAAUACAAAGGCGGUGAGUCCUUGGAACCGGCGUAUUACGACUGCCGGUUCCCUCAAAGUGUGGGUAGGAGCCAUGCCUUAGUAUACGGCCCGGGCAGCACGGCGCCCAGCUUCCAGCACGCCUCGCACCACGUCCAAGACUUCUUCCACCACGGGACUUCAAGCAUCUCCAACUCCGGUUACCAGCAGAACCCGUGUUCCCUCAGCUGCCACGGAGACGCCUCCAAAUUCUAUGGCUACGAGGCGCUCCCCAGACAGCCCCUUUAUGGGGCUCAGCAAGAGGCGAGCGUCGUGCAAUAUCCCGACUGUAAAUCCUCCGCCAACAGUAACAGUAACGAAGGACAAGGGCACCUAAAUCAAAACUCGUCUCCCAGUCUCAUGUUUCCAUGGAUGAGACCCCACGCUCCCGGGCGGCGCAGCGGACGACAAACUUACAGCCGGUAUCAGACCUUGGAACUAGAAAAGGAGUUUCUCUUUAAUCCAUAUUUGACACGAAAGCGACGGAUUGAGGUCUCUCACGCUCUGGGACUGACUGAAAGGCAAGUGAAGAUUUGGUUCCAGAACCGUAGGAUGAAGUGGAAAAAGGAGAACAACAAGGAUAAACUUCCUGGAGCCCGAGAUGAGGAGAAAACAGAAGAAGAAGGGAACGAGGAAGAGGAGAAAGAAGAGGAAGAAAAAGAGGAGAACAAGGACUGAAAGGGGGGAAAGAUUUUUUUUUUCUUUUAGCAACUCCCUUGAAGUUUCGUUUUAUGGUAGAGGAUAAAUUGAGAAGUUUACGACUGUCAUUCGCUUUUAUAGAGAAUAGAAUGAGACUCACAACUGUAACUACCUGUCA